This is a messenger RNA of Hyphopichia burtonii NRRL Y-1933, 1044 nucleotides long. RefSeq names its product adenosine deaminase family protein. Lineage: Eukaryota; Fungi; Ascomycota; Pichiomycetes; Serinales; Debaryomycetaceae. The transcript has a single exon. Gene Ontology annotation, molecular function: adenine deaminase activity. Gene Ontology annotation, biological process: hypoxanthine salvage; adenine catabolic process. The coding region runs from base 1 to 1044 and encodes 347 amino acids. Gene Ontology annotation, cellular component: cytosol. The record is from RefSeq and is a predicted model, not a curated record.
AUGGAUUUUGACUUAGAGCAGUUUUGUCAUGGUAUUCCCAAAAUUGAGCUUCACUGUCAUCUUUAUGGAACAAUUAGGAAGAAUACCUUUAUAGAUUUGAACAAAGCUGCAGGCUCACCGCUAAAUAAACAAGAAAUUGAAGAGUUUUACUUUCGUGGUGAAAAACCAAUCGGUGUACUUAGGAUCUUCAGAGCUUUAGACCAAUAUUUGAUUAGAUCACCCAACGACUUAUAUCGAAUUACUUCAGAAUAUCUCGAAUUUGCUCAUCUGCAUAAUGUUCAUUAUACGGAAUUUUUUUGGAACCCUACCGGAACCGUCAAGGUGUCGAAGAUUCCUUAUCUCGAUGCUACUAAUGGGAUAUUGAAAGCAAUGAAAGACAACGAACACAAGAUAAAAAGCCGAUUAAUUAAUUCUAUUGACAGAGAAGCUUCUUCCGAAUCAGCAACAGAAAUGGUGACUUGGAUGAUCGAGAAUAAAAACCCUUUGGUUAUUGGUAUUGGAAUUGACUACAGAGAAACAUUGGGCCCACCAGGUAAUUUCAUCGAAGCUUAUAAUUUAGCUAAAAAUGCAGGGCUUAAAUGUACGGCACAUGCCGGUGAAUUUGGUUGUCCUUCCUCAUACAUCAAGACGGCAGUUGAAGAUUUAAAAGUAGAUAGAAUUGACCAUGGAUAUACAGUUUUAGAAGAUGAGCUAUUACUCGAAGCAUGCAAAUUGAAAAAUUUGAUUUUCACAGUAGUUCCAUCAAAUUCAUAUUACUUGAGAACUCUCUCUCCCGACGAAUGGGCGAAGAAACACCCGAUUAGAUUCAUGAAAUCAAAAGGCUUGAAAAUUUUCCCAAACACUGAUGAUCCGGCUUUUCAUCAAGUCACACCUACCAAAUCCUGGAUGAUGAUGGUUGAAUGCUUCGACUACACUAUAAAUGAUUUACAAGAGUUUGUUCUCAAUAGCAUUGAAGCAGCCUGGUUAAACAAUGAAGAACUAAAAGAAGAAUGGAGAACUCGUUGCAAUAAUUACUUCGAAUCACAAAAGUCCGUACACCAAUAG